UGACAAGUCUGUAACAGGUUUGCUGCAGAGGCCGGUCGAAUUGUGUAGUAGCAGAGUGUCCAGGCGAGUACAAGAUGACGGCCAUACGAAAUGCUUUUAUUUUUUUGUCCUUCGCCAUCGUCUGCUUGGCGGACGACUCGACAAAUUUGGCCAGUCCUAAAACAACACCGGCGGACAAGAAAGUGGUGUGCUACUUCACAAGUUGGAGUCAAUGGAGGAAAUCACCCUACAACUUCACCCCGGAAAGUAUGGAUGCCUUCGCCUGCACUCAUAUCAUCUACGCUUUCGCAACCUUCGGCCAAAACUACAACCUUGCGCCUUCCGACCCCGAGGCGGAUAUAAAUAAAAAGGGCUAUGCCAAAGUAACGGGUCUGAAAAAGAAAAACAAAGAUCUGAAGGUGAUGCUGGGCACUGGAGGAUGGGUCGCCGGAUCGCUAGGAUUCGCUGAAAUAACAGCCAAUGAAACAACGAGGAAGAAGUUCGUUGAGCAGGCUGUCGUGUUUCUAAGACAACAUAACUUUGAUGGUAUGGACUUGAACUGGCAACAUCCUACCUUCAGGGAGGGUGGAACACCGCAGGACAGGGAAAACUACGUAGCUCUAGCCAAGUUAUUACAAGAAAAAUUCGAAAAUGAAGCUGCAGAGAAGAAACGAACAAAACUUCUACUUUCCAUCGGCAUUUCUCACAAUUUAAAAUCCUUGCCGGCGUACGACAUAGAGAGUUUCAAUAAGUACACUGACUUCAUCAGCGUCAUCUGCUACGAUUAUACCUUCUCCUACGUGACAACUGCCAAUCAUCAUUCUCCACUGUAUGCACUGCCGAACAGCACGGAUAAGGAUUUGAAACUCAACGCUAACUACACGAUCAACUACUUCCUCAAAUUCGCCGACCCUGAGAAGUUGGUACUUGGGAUCCCCACCUACGGUAGAACAUACACGCUUGAGGAUGAGAAGGAGAGAGAUUUUGGGGCAGACGCUGACGGUCCAGGGACUGCGGGAAAAUAUACAGGGGAGAAAGGCUUCCUGGCUUACUAUGAGAUUUGCACUAACAUCAAAGAGCAGAACUGGACCGUUGUUGACUCUCACCCAGAAGCCGUUGGACCUUAUGCUUACAAGGGUAACCAGUGGGUGGGCUAUGACGACGUGCAUAUGAUCCGAUCAAAGACGAGGUACGCCAAGGAGAAGGGUCUUGCGGGGGUCAUGUUCUGGACUGUCGACUAUGACGACUUCGUCGGUUCCUGCAACGGCGAGAAGUUUCCAUUGAUCAACGCUGCAAAGAAAGAACUUUUCUUGACCAAAAAACCUCUCUCUCAGGUGGCAAGGUCUGGCAAAGUUCACAUCACAGGUCAAGGUCAGAUGACCUACGAGACAACUGGUGACCUUGAAAUGACAAAUGGCAAUCUGCAACUAUGCGUUCAAUUACUAUACUGUACCCGCGUCCCCCUACAAGCUAUCAGUGGUCGACCGACUCGACGGGGAGUUAGCAAGAUGAGAUCCCUAGUACUGUUUCUAGCAUUGGUAUACCUGAUAUCUUUAGCCCAUGCCGAAACCUCAGCAUCUACUCCUGGUAACCAUGUGAUCUGCUACUACACUUAUUGGAGCUCUGGGAGGAAUCCUCCAUACGACUUCAAACCUGAGGACAUCGAUGCCUUCCUUUGUACCCAUAUCAUCUACGCUUUUGCUAUCUUUGGCAAGAACUAUGACUUCGAUACGACUCAAGGAAACUUCACUGAGCUUCAACCUCGGUUGAUGACGCUGAAGAAGAGAAAUCCAGAUCUGAAGAUAAUGUUUGCAGCUGGAGGUUGGAAGGAGGGAUCAACAGGGUUUGCCGAGAUAACAAAGUCUGAGGAAACAAGGUCGAUAUUCUCGAAAAACGUCGUGUCGUUCUUACGGGAGAACGACUUUGAUGGAAUUGAUUUAAACUGGCAACACCCAACAGUGAGAGAAGGAGGAAAACCGGAAGAUAGGGAAAAUUAUGUGUACUUGGCACAGAAUCUGAGAGAUGAGUUUGACAAGGAAGCCGUGAUAUCUGGUCGUGCUCCUCUGUUGUUGGCUAUCAGCAUUACCCAGUUGAAGAAAGCGUUGCCUGCCUAUGACAUACGAAACUUUAACAAUUACAUGGACUUCAUCAGCGUGCUCUGCUAUGACUACCAGUUCUCGUUCACCACCGUAGUGAAGCACCACGCCCCUCUUUACGCGACAUCGGACGACGAGGAUGAUAAAGAAUUGAACAUUGACUACACUAUCAAUUACUUCUUAGAGCGAGCAGCUCCGGAAAAGUUGGUCCUCGGCAUCCCAACAUAUGGUCGUACAAAGAGGUUGAUAGAUCCUGAAGACACCGACCUGGGCGCCGAAGCCGACGGAGCUGGCGAUAAAGGCCCUUUCACAGGGGAAGAUGGCUUCUUUUCUUACUUCGAGAUUUGUUCCAAGAUUAAGAACGAAAAUUGGACAGUGGCGCACAGUAAACCACACGGGUCUGUUGGACCACACGCCUACAAGGGGAACCAAUGGGUUGGCUACGAUGAUCCCAACAUGGUCCGGACUAAGGCUCGCUACGCCAAGCAGAAAGGUCUCGCAGGAGUUGUGUUCUGGACUAUUGACUACGACGAUUUCCUGGGGUCCUGUGGCAAUAACAGGUAUCCUCUGAUAAACGCUGCCAAGGAGGAACUGAACAUGAUACCUUCACGAGAAGAGAGUGUGAUGGUAUUUCCGGAGGAACCAACAAGACGCACUUCAAAACCCGUAGCACGCCCAAAACCAACACGGGUUGUUACAACAAAGAAGUUGAAAACUGAACCUCCUACAAAAUCACCGGCCACUACAUCAACACCUCCCUCCACUACAAGGUACAGACCUGCAGCUCCUUUAGUUGACGUUUCCCCUCCUUCAGUAGAUCCUCCUAUACGCUCCAGAGCCCACGGUCAACACGAUGACCAACCUGAUGAGAACGAUCUUCAACCUGACCUGGUGGUUGAACUUUUACAGCUGAUCGAGAAAGCAGGAGGAAUGAAAAACUUCUGCAAAACCCUGCGAGAAGCGAAGAACAUUUACAAACGUACGAGAGGAACGUCCUUCUCUGCGAGAAGAUAUGACGACAUGAUCGUGGACGUUCCCAGCCUGGAGCCACUGAGACUACUCAUAACUAACUCGUCCAUAACCAUACAAGAACUGAACAUUUAUGGACAACCAUGAUCUGUGAUCCAGAACCAAUAUUAAUCUUCGGAAAACUUCACUUGCUUUAACGCGGACAUCACAACUGAAGUGGGCCAGUCAAAUGUGUCUACCAGAUGCUGUGUACUGCUUAAUGUUACAUUUUGGUGUCUACUUCUUGUAAUCUAUGAUUUUAUCUUAGUUUUCGGAACUUUGAUACAUUAUGUGACACAAUACAUGCUACAGUACUCAAAUAAUUGUUGUUUAUGACAGAAAACAGACUUCUACGUCAAAAAUGUUUAAAAAAGGUUGCCACAACACAAACAAGAAGGGAAAUGAUUCUCUCACCAAGUUAAUUAAUAAGUCAUUUGAAAAAAAAUAGGCCCAGUUCACUUGGUAAAUGAUUAGAGUCAAAGACUGUGAAACGCUUUUGUUUUAUAAACUUAAGAUGUAUAUAAACUAGAUGAUUGUGACUAAUGUAUGGAUUUGCGAACAGAACAUUCUUAUAUACACACAAAAUACAUUUUAGCAUUAUUUAAGAAUUAGUAAUUUAAUAGUUUUUGUUUUUUUCGGAGUGUUUUACGGGGGUUAUCGUGGUUUCAAGAGCUGAUUUUGGUAUGCAUUACUAUAUUUACUUUUAACUACUGGAUUUUAAAAGACUGAUGCUAUUCAAAAUAAGUUUUCGAUUGUGAUAAUUUUCUGUAAAAUAACUUAUAUAAUCAUUCAAACGCUUACCAUACACGUUGUACAUUUUAUAUGGCGUCCUUUUUCAUUGCACUUCAUUGUAGAAGACCGUCUGAGAAUCCAUAAACGUGAAUUAGAAUCAUAUUAACACCUUCUACCUAUGUGAUGCAUUGUAUCCAGGCACUAAUUGUACGUGGAUUUGUAUCCUAUAUUUCUAAUUAAUUUAUUCUAACGAUUCUGGUUAUGUAUAGAGAUACACUACUUUGCUUUUCCUGUUACAUUUAAUUAAGGUUGGCCCUAAGAAAAGUACGAAAUGCGGCCAAUGAUUUUUUUUUUAUCAAUUAAUCCAGGCUCUCUCUCUUUUUUCGAUUAUGAAAUGCCAACCCAAAUUCAAAUAGAAAAUAUUUCAUCUCAACUAAGUAAGUCAAUGUUUGUAGCAAACGGUUAAAUUAGCAAAUUAUGAUGACUUUUAACAGUUAACACAUCUUCCCACUUUUAAUUUCUGACAGCAGCUGGAGUUUCAUAACAAUGUUUGUUUCCCAUGUUAAUCUUAUAAAGAAUACGAAACUUUAAAGGGCCCCAAGGCCCUCACUCUCUAAUUAUUUCCAUAAAAAAAAGUUUCCUGCACAAUUUCACGUUACGCUCUUUCCAAUGACACCAAAAACAUGUCAAUCGGUUCAGUAGUUUCGGAGGAGUAAUUGUCACAAAAAACCUGCUUGCGUAUUAAAUAAGUACUAGUGGUCGUCCUGUGGUCGAAACUCGACCAAAAAUAAUUAUUUUACAGAUUUCUCUAUUUUCUCCCC
Macrosteles quadrilineatus (aster leafhopper) is the source of this 4636-nucleotide messenger RNA. RefSeq names its product probable chitinase 10. Gene Ontology annotation, cellular component: extracellular region. Gene Ontology annotation, molecular function: chitinase activity; chitin binding. The record is from RefSeq and is a predicted model, not a curated record. Gene Ontology annotation, biological process: chitin catabolic process; carbohydrate metabolic process. Bases 75 to 3191 code for a protein of 1038 amino acids. The transcript is spliced from 22 exons. Lineage: Eukaryota; Metazoa; Arthropoda; Insecta; Hemiptera; Cicadellidae.